Messenger RNA from Angiostrongylus costaricensis, 654 nucleotides. NCBI's taxonomy places the organism in Eukaryota, Metazoa, Nematoda, Chromadorea, Rhabditida, Metastrongylidae. The record is from the annotation of a GenBank genome assembly.
UUCGUUACCUAUGUCAGCCCACUCUUUAAAAAAAGCGGUAGAGAAAUGAAAAACAAAACGCUGAUACUUUGUAAACCCAACGUGUCUGAAAACGUUAUUGGUUUAAAAGGAUCUGUUUACCAUGUGAAUAAAAUUUGUGUUUUGAGUUUUUCGUCGAGGUUAGAAAAAUGUUGGUCUGAGCAGAUUGGAAAAAGUGGUUUCGUUGUUGGAUCGCAGAGUCCUUGGAUUGAAGUGUAUGCUUUGCUGCUUGGUGCCAAUGAGGUAUAUUCAUCUAUUUUAUCUUUUCUGAAUCAAAACGGCUUUGAUUUUGCGAUAUCGUUCUCGUCUAUUGAACACAGUGGGCUUGGAAGAUAUGGUGAUGCUAUCGAUCCGAUCGGAGAUUUGCGUGAAGUUUGGAAGAUAUUGUGUCUAUUGAAACCUGGAGGAACACUCUAUCUUGGUCUACCACGCGGAGUAGAUAGUGUCUUCUACAACGCGCAUCGAAUCUAUGGAGCAAUACGACUCGCAAUGCUUAUGACCGGUAAUAAUACGAAUUUUCUCCAAAGAAAAAGUCAUUUGAAUGACCGACUCUCUAGCGAACUCUGCAGUAAUACUUUAUUCUUGCGAGUUGUUUUUGAUUCGCCUUUUUCACUUAUCGCUCUAGCGAUAGUCUAA